Molecule: messenger RNA, 859 nt
Organism: Brassica oleracea var. oleracea
Lineage: Eukaryota; Viridiplantae; Streptophyta; Magnoliopsida; Brassicales; Brassicaceae
Product: cysteine proteinase inhibitor 6-like
Exons: 4
Coding region: 35-739 (234 amino acids)
Molecular function (GO): cysteine-type endopeptidase inhibitor activity
Source: RefSeq, a predicted model, not a curated record
AAAAGAAACUCAAAGAUCACCGAACCAAAUAAAGAUGAAAAGCAGUUUCUUCUUCAUCGUUGUUCUCUCUCUCUCCUCCAUCUUCAUUUCCUCUCUGAUCGCUACUUUCUCCAAAGACGACAUGGCCAUGCUCGGAGGCGUUCGCGAUGUACCUGCUAACGAGAACAGUGUCGAGGUCGAGAGCCUCGCUCGUUUCGCUGUCGAUGAGCAUAACAAGAAAGAGAAUGCACUGCUCGAGUUUGCGAGAGUGGUGAAGGCGAAAGAGCAAGUUGUGGCGGGAACGAUGCACCACCUGACUCUGGAGAUCAUCGAGGCUGGGAAGAAGAAGCUUUACGAGGCUAAAGUGUGGGUGAAGCCUUGGUUGAACUUCAAGGAGUUGCAGGAGUUCAAGCCUGCUAGUGAUGAUGGUGCCCCUUCUACUACCAUCACUCCCUCAGAUCUUGGCUGCAAGAAAGAUGAGAAUGCAUCUGGAUGGAGGGAAGUUCCAGGAGAUGAUCCAGAAGUGCAGCACGUUGCUGAUCAUGCUGUCAAGACUAUACAGCAGAGGUCUAACUCUUUGUUUCCUUAUGAACUCCAAGAGGUUGUUCAUGCCAACGCUGAGGUCACUGGGGAGGCUGCAAAGUACAACAUGGUUCUGAAGUUGAAGAGAGGGGAGAAGGAGGAAAAGUUCAAGGUGGAGGUUCACAAGAACCAUGAAGGUGUUCUUCAUCUCAACCACAUGGAGCAGCACCAUGACUAGUCAUCUCCUCUGUUUAUGUAAUAUUGACUGUUUGCUUACUCUGUAAGAUAUUUUAACUUCUGAUGCUACUAUUAAACCCUUAAAUAACAUACCAGAAGAAAUAAAUUAAGUUACAGUCUU